GCCUUUAUUCGCAAAAGAUCUUACCAGGAGCAGCUAGUGUAAAAGUAACCGUACAAUUAAAAAUAGAGGCUGAUAUUAUCUAAAACAUAUUGGUGUAAAAUCGUGAAAAUGUUAAGCAAGUUGAGGCGGGGCAAUGUUGCUGGAGUAACACUAAGAACCAAAUCGGGUUCCAAUCAUCGUUUUGUUGCGUUGGUUAUUUUUUAUUGCAUUUAUUUUAUAUUUAUAAGAUUGAGCUAUUCGCAAGCUGAUGAAGCUGCCACAUCGGGUGAUAAUGAAAUUUCGCACAUUGGUGAUGAUUGUCAGGUGACACCUGUCAUACAUGUGCUCCAAUAUCCUGGCUGUGUGCCAAAGCCGAUACCAUCAUUUGCGUGUGUCGGACGCUGCGCUAGUUAUAUACAAGUCUCCGGCAGUAAAAUAUGGCAAAUGGAGCGCUCCUGUAUGUGCUGCCAAGAGUCGGGUGAACGUGAAGCUGCUGUCUCGCUCUUCUGCCCAAAGGCCAAACAUGGCGAACGCAAAUUCAAGAAGGUUCUAACAAAAGCCCCACUCGAGUGCAUGUGUCGUCCAUGCACCUCCAUAGAGGAGUCAGGCAUUAUACCGCAAGAGAUUGCCGGCUACUCAGAUGAAGGUCCGCUGAAUAAUCACUUUCGUCGCAUAGCUUUGCAGUAGGUUAAUUUGGAGAAGAUUUACACUUUUUAUAAUACAUGUUUCUUGUUUAGCCAAAAUUGGAAUUAAAAAUUAUAGUCAAAAUAUAAAUAAAGAAGCCUUAAGUAAUUACAAGG
Molecule: messenger RNA, 779 nt
Organism: Rhagoletis pomonella (apple maggot)
Lineage: Eukaryota; Metazoa; Arthropoda; Insecta; Diptera; Tephritidae
Gene: Burs
Product: bursicon
Exons: 3
Coding region: 109-666 (185 amino acids)
Biological process (GO): animal organ morphogenesis
Molecular function (GO): receptor ligand activity; BMP binding
Source: RefSeq, a predicted model, not a curated record